Messenger RNA from Hemicordylus capensis (graceful crag lizard), 8183 nucleotides. It is a transcript of the gene FZD4, whose product is annotated as frizzled class receptor 4. The record is from RefSeq and is a predicted model, not a curated record. Gene Ontology annotation, molecular function: Wnt-protein binding; Wnt receptor activity. The coding region runs from base 169 to 1764 and encodes 531 amino acids. Gene Ontology annotation, cellular component: plasma membrane. The transcript has 2 exons. Gene Ontology annotation, biological process: canonical Wnt signaling pathway; retina vasculature morphogenesis in camera-type eye; non-canonical Wnt signaling pathway. Lineage: Eukaryota; Metazoa; Chordata; Lepidosauria; Squamata; Cordylidae.
CUGGUGUCACAGCGCCCUGCGCCGCCGGCUAAGCCAGACGCGCGCUCCAAGGGCGCACCGGGCGGCAGGAGACGACCGGGCGGCACCUCGGGCUCGGGGAGAGAGGUCGGUCCUCGGGCUCUUGGCUGGAGCUCAGCGGCGGAGGGGAGCCGGGCAGCCUGCUGGGCGAUGGCCCCGGAGCCGGGGGAAGCCGCUGCCCGGCUGUGGCUACCGGCGGCGCUGCUGCUGCUGUGGCUGGCGAAGGGCGCGCGGGGCUUCGGCGACGAAGACGAGCCCCGCUGCGAUGCCAUCCGCAUCUCCAUGUGCCAGAACUUGGGCUACAACCUCACCAAGAUGCCCAACUUGGUCGGGCACGCGUGGCAAGCGGACGCCGAGCUGCAGCUGACCACCUUCACCCCGCUCAUUCAGUACGGCUGCUCCAGCCAGCUGCAGUUUUUCCUUUGUUCCGUCUACGUCCCCAUGUGCACGGAGAAGAUUAAUAUUCCAAUAGGUCCCUGUGGUGGCAUGUGUCUCUCUGUCAAACGCCGAUGCGAGCCAGUCCUGAAGGAAUUUGGCUUCUCCUGGCCUGAAAGCUUGAACUGCAGCAAAUUCCCACCCCAGAAUGACCACAACCACAUGUGUAUGGAAGGUCCCGGAGACGAAGAGGUGCCCCUUCACAGUAAGACAUCCUCACAUCCUGGAGAAGAGUGCCAUAUUGUGGGAUCUAAUCCAGAUCAGUAUAUUUGGGUGAAAAGAAGCUCAAACUGCGUGCUGAAGUGUGGUUAUGAUGCCGGCCUCUAUAUUAGGUAUUAUAAGCAGUUUGCUGAUAUCUGGAUGGCCGUGUGGGCCAGCCUGUGCUUCAUAUCCACCGCCUUCACGGUCCUGACCUUUCUGAUUGAUUCCUCUCGGUUUUCCUACCCUGAGCGCCCCAUCAUAUUUUUGAGCAUGUGCUACAAUAUUUAUAGCAUUGCUUAUAUUGUCCGGCUGACUGUAGGCCGGGAGAGGAUUUCCUGUGAUUUUGAAGAGGCGGCAGAACCUGUCCUUAUCCAAGAGGGCCUCAAGAACACAGGAUGUGCUAUAAUUUUCUUGCUGAUGUACUUUUUUGGGAUGGCUAGCUCCAUCUGGUGGGUGAUUCUGACUCUGACAUGGUUUCUGGCAGCAGGACUCAAAUGGGGUCACGAGGCCAUAGAGAUGCACAGCUCUUAUUUCCAUAUUGCAGCCUGGGCGAUCCCUGCGGUGAAGACCAUCGUCAUCUUGAUUAUGAGGCUGGUGGACGCGGACGAGCUGACCGGACUCUGUUACGUUGGCAACCAGAACUUAGAUGCACUGACGGGCUUUGUGGUGGCCCCACUUUUCACCUACUUAGUCAUUGGGACUCUCUUCAUAGCAGCCGGCUUGGUGGCUUUAUUUAAAAUCCGGUCUAACCUUCAAAAGGACGGGACAAAGACUGACAAGUUGGAGAGGCUGAUGGUGAAAAUCGGCGUCUUUUCGGUGCUGUACACCGUCCCGGCCACCUGCGUCAUUGCUUGCUACUUCUACGAAAUCUCUAACUGGACUAACUUCCGCUACUCGGCAGACUACGCCAACGUGGUGGUGGAAAUGUUUAAGAUCCUUGUGUCCCUGGUAGUGGGCAUCACGUCAGGCAUGUGGAUCUGGUCUGCCAAAACGCUGCACACCUGGCAGAAGUGCUCCAACAGACUGGUGAACUCAGGGAGGGUGAAACGUGGGGAGAAAAGAGCAGAUGGUUGGGUGAAACCAGGGAAAGGGAACGAGACGGUGGUAUAAAACCAGCAGUGGUUGCAGGCGGGCUUGGUGUCUCCUUCUCUCCCCAUCCCCAGCUACCCCCCAGAGUUGGUUACACAUAAGUGUCUAUAGCAGGAAUGAUGUGAUGGGUUACGUCGUGCUGGGAAGCCGCUUCUGUGUUUCUGCAGAAUGGUCGGGGAGGGGGAGGGGGACGAAAGGCCUUAACGAAUCAGCAAUGCAGACCCAUGUGCUGCAAACUGUAGCUGAUCGCUUCUGGAAAAGAAACCAGAGCCUGCUGUGGCUUUAAAAAGCUGUGAACAGAAUUGGAACCUCUCGGACUUCUAGCAGGAAGCAGCGUCCUUGUGCCUCUGGGAGUCCUCGAACUCUGCCCCACGAUGCGCCUUCGCGCUCUCCCGCGCUCACACCCCACCCAACCGUCGUAUUUUUAGCUGUGUCUUUUAGAGCAGCGAAGGAAAGAAUUCUGAGGGCAAAUCUCUCUGCUGACUGAGGAACCUGUUCUUGUGGGCUGUGAGGCUGGCUGUCUUCAGGGGCGUUGGAUAGAGGCCCUGGGAUCCUCUUACAGUGCUGCGCCACCUUAGAGGAUUGGAGCCUGAUGGUCAGUAUUAAAUUUAUCUUCUGGUGCCUGCCCUGUUGACAGCGUGCUGGCGGGAGUCGAACCUCUCCAGCUGCCGGAAUGUUUAGAUUUCUGUACAAACCACCCGGAGGCUCCAUGAGCAGAAGCUGCUAGACAAGUAUAACAAUGCAACAAAAUGCAGCCUAAGGGAUAAAAUCAGUGGCUUUCAAAAACUUGUGGGACACAAAUCUCCCCUUGUGAGAAAUUUUUGCUUUAAGGCAGAUGUGGGCAAACUUGGCCCUCCAGCUGUUGUUGAACUGCAACUCCCAUCACCCCCAACCAUAACUGAUUGUGACUGGGGAAGAUGGGAGUUGUAGUUCAGGAACAGCUGGAAGGCCAAGUUUGCCCACCCCUGCUUUAAGGAGACAGUUGCUUUGCUCAGCCAGAAUCCUAAUGACUCUCUAGUUUAGGCUGUCGAGAUAUUAAACUUUAAAGUCAUUGUAAGAGCUCCUGACUAACGAAGCACCGGUACUUCUGAAAUGUUCAGCUAACUCAGCUCCACUGUUGGCUUAGUGGUGGGGGCAAAUCCUUCCCCUUGGAAGUCCUCUGUGCCACCUGAAAAUACGUCCCUGAGGAUCACACAGCCCUCAGGGGCUUCUUCUUGGGUGACACAGAGGGCUUCCGGUGGUGGGGGAGGUUGUUGAAACUCUCACACGCUCUAGGACCAAUGCAGUGCUAGUCUGGAACCCUUCAGAAGCACUGGUGCUACACCAGAGCUUCAUUCAUUAGGAUGUCAGCCAUUGGCUCUAUAGCUGUGCCAUCAUGUGCUCCUUUGUCUCUAUGUAUCUCAUACAGAGCCCCUAGUGAGAGAGGGUAUAAAUUGAGAAGAUAGCCCUUACUUGAGGCAGUCUGAUAAACUGAGCCAUUUAUUUACGAAGGGCUGCAAUGAAAGUAAAUACACCCAGGGUUGAACUAAUUAUGAGAAAUAAAUAAAUAAAUAAAUAAAUAAAUAAAUAAAUAAAUAAAUAAAAUUUUAAAGGGUGAUUUAGCUUUUAUAUCUCAACCGAAGACAUAGUAUCCAUUCGCCUGCGGGCAUGUAUGUGCUUUUUACACAUGCUAAACUGUGCACAUUUGCACAGAACUGAUCUAUCACACUUAAAAAACAAACUACCCUAUGUGAUACAGCCUUGGUUGGACUGUACCAUUUCAAACAGCAACUUGGAAAUUGAAUAUUUAAAUGUUCCCCUGUUCGUGCAAAACACACCUGCUUGCAUGUACUAGCACAAUAGGGAGAGCAUUCGGUUAGAUUCUUUCUCCAUGUACAAAUCUUCUAAGUGCAGGGAUUUUAUUUACACACAAGAAGAUUCAGCAUACAAACUCCCACUUGCUGUCCAGACUAGUAUAGCCUUGAUGGAAUAGUUCCACUCUGCAACUCUGAAUGUGUAGGUCAACUCUUGAGGGAUGCAGUUCAUAUCCCCUGAAGCAAGUAGGAAUGUUUGCCAUUGAUUUCGAUGGGAAUUGUAUAGCACCGUCUACUGGGAAAGUUAUGUGCCUUCUUGCACACUCUUUCUUUGUUUCAGUGUGGCUUUGUGCAAGUGAGCGUCAUGGCUGAUUGUGCCACUAUCUUAUCAGGAAAAGAAAAAAUUGGAAACUGAAACCCAACCUUCGCUUACAGUCAGAUCCCAUCUCUUGCCCCCACCUCCCUCCAUACCCAUACAAUUCUUGACGUCUUUGGCCUUCUCCCCUGCUUGGGCUUGUGACUCUUAUUUUCCAGACUCCUCCCACUGACUACGUAUUUUCCAGCCUCAAUAAUGUCUAAAAAAGCCCACCUUUUAUUUUUAUAGUCCUCCUUCUGUCUGCAGCAUGUGGCUAAUGAGGAAAAGUGAAUGGAGGGUCACUUCUGACAAUUGGCUUAUUCAGAGCCUUUUUCUCGCCCGCCUCCACUCUUCUCCCCCCCUCCAUCCCUCCAAGUAAACUUAUCUGGCUUUCCCCAGAGACCCAUUGCAUUAAGCAAUUAAGGCUUAAUAUAUUUCACUCUGUUUGAUUGCAUCUGUGUCGACGCCAGUCUGGGUGAACUGAAAUGUUAAGUUCCUUGGCAGCUUUGCAUUCACACAGAUCAGUUGCAUAAUUUGUGUGUCAAUUACAAUUAAAAGGACAUUCUCCAGCCAUGAGAUACGGGUACAGCUGACUCCCUCCAAACCAAGAGGAGAGUGCUUUUUUGUCUUUAUCAGUGGAGGAAUUUGAGUGUACACUUUUUUUGGUCUCUUGCUAAAAUCAGGACCUUUUCCUUCCCCCUUUAAAGGAUUCCAAGAGAAUUAGCCACUUGAUGAGUAAUGGCUGUUUUAAGAGAGAAUGGCCAAGUUUAGUGGAGUGUUAGCCUGCAACGGCCAGAAUCUGAGUUAACUUCUGCAAUUAAGUCGCUCAGAGGUCUGUAGGAGAAUGGUGUUUUAAAUGGGACUUGUAAGUAUACCUAAUUGCCUUGGGAUUUUGCUUUAACCGAUAUGCCUUAUGUUCUUUGUGUGGGGCUUGAGUUCAGAGUGCUAGGGCAUGUUCCCAUAGGCUUCCCUGCCCCCUAUGGUGUGUGCUUGCAACCCCUGUCACCUUUGUGCAGCCCUCACUGAUCCCCUGCAUGUGUGGUGUUAUGGGUGGCACACUUCAUGUUGGAGAAAGGGUACCACUGGUGUGUGCAUAUGCCCAGCUGAACUGGGAGCAUGGAAAGCAUUCUUCUCUUCCUUGCUGGAUUUUCUCCGGUCCUAUCAGAUUGGUGAUAGUAGAAGAGUGGGCAGCAGCAUCUGUCACCCUCACCCCCCACCUCAAAAAGUAUUAAAGUGGCUCUUUUAAGUGGUCUUCUUGACCACCAAAUCUAUACGUAUGAAGGGUCACUGUUGUGAUGUGCCUCUUGAAAGAUGCCCAAGUACUGUUGGCUUGCAGUUUCUCUCUUUUCCCAGCUUCAGAGUCUUUGCACCAGAGCAACCAGUUCCUCAGAGCUCCCUGGGGCUCCUAAAUUAGCAGUAAUGACACUUUUCUAGAAUUAGUGUUCAGUGUUAACUUCCUCCAGGAUAAAUGGGGAGGUGGGAGGGAUUUCUGCCCCCACAGGCAUUGAAGCAGAAGAGAAGCUCAGGGAAGCCUGAGGAAGAUCUGGGAUGUCAAGUUGCAAACAAGCAAAUUUACCUCCGAAUGUGCUUGAAUGAAACUUUGGGUAAAGAGCCCAUCUGCAUAACCACUCAGCUCCUGGUUGGCUGCUCGGGCUUCUUGCCCUGACUCAACCACACUUGUGACAAAUCUACAGAAGCACAGACUAUGAUCUUCCUUGCUGUUGCUCUGGCUACCUUUUUAGAUAGCCUGUUGGCUUAUAGCCUUCUUCAGACAUGCCCCCCAAAAGGGAUGCUGUGCUUAGGUACAGUAUCUCGAGAGCAUGCUGCCAAACCCUGCCUCAAAGCUGACGUUCUGAGAAGAAGCCUCCUACCAAGAACCAUGCUUCCAGUGUCUGAAGAGGCCAACACUGGAAGUGUGAUGGCAGCUGUGAGGUGCCCCUGCCUUCCACUCACAGAAACGGCCAUGCCAUCAUGCUUCAGACAAACUCUGCAAGGAAAGCAUGACUGAAAGAGCCAUCAUGGUGCAUUAGCACUUUCAGCUUGGGACGUGUUGUACGCAAGAACAGCAUCCCCUUUUGCAUGUCAUUAAAACUCAUGAAGGACAGCUCUAUCAAUGGCUACUAGUCUGGUGUGGUGACUAGUCAGCUUCACAGGCAAGAUGCCUCUGAAUAUCGGGUGUAGUGGAGCAAAAGCAAGAGAGAAGGCGCACCCUCACCUUUUGCCAUUGGGUUUUCCAGAGGCAUCUGGUGGGCCACUGUCUGAAACAGGAUGCUGGACUGGAUAGGCCUUGGGCCUGAUCCAGCAGGGCUGUUCUUAUGUUCUUAUAGACAAAUCAGACUGCCAGGGUGAAAUGGCCCCAACUAUGGAAUAUCCACACAGCUUGGAAAUGCCAUGCUGCUGUUGCUUUUAUUUUGCUCUUGCCUGUAAGGAUCAAUUUAGGCAUGAUGUGUGCCACCAGGAAAAAAGCCCUGGCUUGUAUAGGAAUACCACAUGGGUUGUGUCCUGUUGAUAAAGUUCUUUUCCACAAAGGUGCAUAGCAAUUGCAUACCAGUGUUCUCUGGCCAAGGAGACAGCCAUACUGACGUGCAGUUGGUGCCAAUGGACUGGUACAGAGGCCAAGUGGUCACCUUGGCAGUGUAACCAGAAUGACUUGUUCCCAGAAUUCCUUGCAGUGUUGCAUCCUGCUUGACAUUGCAAGGGAUGCGGCUGGCACACCUUUCUGAUGGCCCUGAAAUAUUCUUGACCCAACAGCUGGAGGUGCUUAUUGACCUGGCUCUGAAUAAGUCUGAUCUACACAGUUGAAUGAGGUGGUAGAGUAGACUGUACAGGAGAACCUUGUUAAUUGCAGACCUGACAUCUGCGGGUUCAUGUAUCUGUGGCUCAGUAUACAUGGGGGGGAAAUGGCAAAAAAAAGGGUUCAAUUUCGCGUAUCCAUGGGUCAGGGUGGGUGGGCAGAAAUGACCUCUGACAUAAUUUCCACCCACCAUUUUGUGUAAGGGAACCAUUUUCUGGUUUGUUUUUGUUUGUUUUCAUUCUUGGAAAAAACUUAAAAUUGCAGCAUUCUGGGAGCGUUGCUGGACAGCUCAGGACAGACUAACCAUGGCAGGGCACUUCUGUGUUUUUUGUGCCAUUUAACCAGUUUUUCCCACUUUUUUUUAACCUCCAGGAAUCUCUCUCACAAUCCCAUAGUCAUAAUUACUCGGAAUUCGCGGUUUCCUUAUCUGCGGUAAUUGUGGCGAACCCCCGCAAAUACUGAGUUUCUCCUGUACUAUUUUAGGCUACAGAUGGGGGCAGUAUGAUGAAUACCCCACUCAUGUAAAAACAAAUCCCUAUAAGUAAAAAUUUGGCAUUGUGGGGAGGGUUUCUGGCCCAGCUCAUUCCCUAUGGUGCUAGUUUUCUAUCUGUUGGGUGUUUUCCAUAGGGAAGCUUUAAAAAAAUAUAUUAAAGUUAUGCCCCCAGCAAUCUGAAGUGGAACAGUCCGUAAUUCUCUGACCUCAGAUCUGGUCUAUGCAUGUAGCAGAGUGAGGUGGUAGAAUUCUGAGGUAGACUGUACCACUCCAGGUGACAGGUUGGGUUUGCAAAUUUUGACUGUUUUUCCAUGUUAAACGAAAGAAAGAAAACAGCAUGCAAAUUUAAAAAGUAGAAAUGCUCAGACAUUGGGGGAGCGGUUCUAACCCAACCUGCUCCUUGCUGUGCUAGUGUCCUAGUUCUAGGAGUGUGUGGGUGUAACACGGGAGCAUUCAAAAAUGGUCUCCCAUCUGCAUUCUGCAAUAGGACCUCUGUUCUCCCACCUCAGAAUCCUACUACCUCAUUUUGCUGCUUGUCUAGACCCAGGCCUAGCAAUCUAGGAGGAAAUUGCUAGAUUGGGGGGGUUAUGGCUUGCAUUUCCUCCUUUAUUUAAAAUGUGGCUCAUCCUGUGUCCAAAGUGAAGUUACUGUGACUGAAGCACCUUUUAAAAUUUCCUUUCCCUUUCCCUUUACAAAUUUCCCUUCCAUUCCGGAGUGAUUCGCACCACUUAUGCCCUCCCUUACUGCCAGGAUAGUAAUUGUUUUAAAAUAGGUGUGUGUUUUUUUAAACCCUGUGACACAUAGGUACAUGUUUGUUACUUAUGUUAAGGACAAUAUUACUUCAUCUCUGAAAGAUUUUAAGGUAAAUGGACACUGAUGUUUGUUUGUUGAUGUACAGAAAAAAUAUCUACAUCUAUUGUAAAUUUCUAAUUUAUCAUUGUAAAAAAAAACCCUUUGCUAUUUAAUUUUUGUAUCAAAAUAAAUUUUUGUUUUAUUAAAGUGUCA